AGAGUCUUACCACCAUCUCCACCGUCCGCCGCCAAUCCUCACCGCCGCCACCAUGGCCGCGGCCGGCGCCUUCUGCCCGCUCACCGGCGCCCUGCUCCGCCGCCGCAUCCCGCUCCACCACCACCGCCGCCGCCUCCUCGCCAUCACAGCCACCGCCCCAGAAGCCCCCGCUCCCACCCCAUCCCACCCGCCGCGCGCCAAGGGCUACUUCCCGAAGAAGAACGAGGUGCUGGAGCUCACCUGCGAGGCGCUGGCCUUCAAGGGCAAGGGCGUCUGCAGGGUGGACGGCUCCACCUUCGUCCUCCUAUGCGACGGCGCGCUCCCGGGGGAGCGCCUCCUCGCGCGCGUGCGCCGCCUCCGCCGCGGCGCCUUCGCCGAGGCCGCCAAGCUGAAAACGCUCGCGCCCCACCGCGACGCCGUCGUGGCCCCCUGCCCGCUCGCCGCCGACUGCGGCGGGUGCAAGAGCCAGUCCCUCGCCUACGCCGCGCAGAUCCGCCACAAGCACGUCCAGGUCCGCGACCUGCUGGUCAAUUUCGGGAAAUUUGACCCCACGACCUUGGAGGGCACGGAUCCCGGUGCCGUCCUGAAGCCCAUCGUGCCCUGCGAUGAGAUUUUUCGGUACAGGAACAAGAUGGAAUUCUCGUUUGGGACCAAGAGGUGGAUGAAGAGGGAGUGGAAGGAGGAGAAACCGGAGGUGGCCAAGGAGGAAGAGUUGGAGACUGAUGGUUAUUCGCUUGGGCUGCAUGCACCUGGGUUCUUCGACAAGGUGCUUCAUGUCGAGACGUGUUUGCUGCACAGUGAGCCGGCAGAUAAGGUUCUUGCAGUUGUUCAAGAAAGUUGGACGGAUCCGGCUCUUGGCCUCACGCCUUAUGAUGUCUACAAGCAUGUUGGGUUUCUCAAGCAUCUUAUGAUAAGAACUGGAAGAAACGUCGGCACUGGAGCUCCAGAAGUGAUGGUCAAUUUUGUGACAUCAUGUUAUACACCUGAGCUACUGAUGCCUCUUGUUGAUAGAAUCACAAAAAUACCUGAAGUGGUUAGUGUUGUAAAUAAUGUCAACACAUCUGUUGGAAAUACAUCUGUGGGUGAACAAGAAUAUACCUUGUAUGGGAAACCGACCAUUACAGAGAUGUUGAGAGGACUUACAUUCCAGAUAUCUGCCAACUCCUUUUUCCAGACUAAUACAAAACAGGCUGAUGUUCUUUAUAAGCUCAUUGAAGAUUCUGCUCACCUUAAAGGAGAUGGCUCUGAGAUUGUUCUUGACUUAUUUUGUGGAACUGGAACCAUUGGCCUGACCCUUGCUAGAAGGGCAAAGCAUGUUUAUGGAUAUGAAGUUGUCCCUGAAGCCAUUGCGGAUGCUCAAAAGAAUGCUAAGUUGAAUGGUAUCAGUAAUGCUACAUUUGUCCAGGGAGACCUCAACAAAAUCAACGAAACAUUUGGGAAGGAAUUUCCGAAGCCUGACAUAAUCAUAUCAGAUCCUAAUCGACCAGGGAUGCAUAUGAAGUUAAUCAAGUGGUUGCUAGAAGUUAAAGCCCCUCGAAUAGUGUAUGUCUCGUGUAAUCCAGCUACGUGUGCACGCGAUUUGGACUACCUGUGUCAUGGCGUGGAGGAGAAAGGUUUGACCGGAUGCUACGAGCUGAAGCGUGUAAUACCUGUAGAUAUGUUUCCCCACACUCCUCAUAUUGAGUGCGUGUGCUUACUGGAGCUGUGCUGAUUUUCACUUUUGUUCAGCUAGAGCCACAAGAUGGUUUUUGUUUGCUUCCUGGGCUUGCCUAGUGUUUCCCUGAUAAUGGUUUCUUCUGCUCUUCUAAGUUAUAACCAUCUUCUUGCUCAUGAUUCA
Lolium perenne is the source of this 1837-nucleotide messenger RNA. RefSeq lists its product as uncharacterized. Gene Ontology annotation, biological process: RNA processing. Gene Ontology annotation, molecular function: RNA methyltransferase activity. The record is from RefSeq and is a predicted model, not a curated record. Lineage: Eukaryota; Viridiplantae; Streptophyta; Magnoliopsida; Poales; Poaceae.